UGCAUGCCAACUCUCUUUUUCAAGUCAAUCGGUCAACAGUGGUCCGCACAUCUCAUUUCAAAAGAAGAUCAUCUCCUCCCUUUCUCUUAUUAGGAUGGGAUUAAAGUGACCGUCCAUGACAACCGUCCAAGCGUACGUCUCCCACAGAAGUAGAAGCCGAGCAUUUGAAAUACCAAUGUGGUAACGAGUAUCCGCCGUAAUAUUAGCCGGCAGGGUAUCGGCUUCAGAGCAUAAUUUCACUCGUUCUGAGGGAUUCUCAGCGGCGUAAGAGGCUGAUUGUCCAACCCCUGCUCUUUUUCCCCAUGCUUCUUGCAGCUAGUCCAGGCAAAGAGGAACAGAAGAAGAAGAAGAAGCAGCACCCUUAUCCAAAAAAAAGAAGAAGAAUCAGAGAUGAAGGUACAGUGCGACGUCUGCGCCGCAGAGGCUGCGUCGGUCUUCUGUUGCGCCGACGAGGCCGCCCUCUGCGACGCCUGCGACCGCUGCAUCCACAGCGCCAACAAGCUCGCCGGCAAGCACCGCCGCCUCUCCCUCCUCCAUCCCUCGCCCUCCUCUUCUUCGAUUCAGUCCCCCCCGCUCUGCGAUAUCUGCCAGGAGAAGAGAGGAAUUCUCUUCUGCCGGGAGGACAGAGCCAUCCUCUGCAGGGACUGCGACGUCCCCAUCCACACCGCCAGUGAUCUUACCAUGAAUCACAGCAGGUUCCUCCUCACCGGCGUCCGGCUUUCAUCCGCCCCUCUCCCAUCUGCCCCACCGCCAGAGGCAGGGGUUGUGGAUGACAAGAACAAAGACAACGACAAGCACGUCAAGAUCAAGAACCACGGCAACAAGGGUCAUGAAAAUCUUGUAGUUGUAGCAGCAAAGGAGGAGGCCGCGUGCAGCAGUAGCACAACCACCACCGCCCCCGCCGCUGCUGCUGCGGCGGCGGCGGCGGCGGACGGUAGCAAUAGCAGCAGUAUCUCGGAGUAUUUGAUAAAAAUGCUGCCCGGAUGGCACGUGGAGGAUUUUCUAACCGACGAGGCCGCCGCCGCCGCCGAUGCCGAUGCUUUCUCUCAGGUAAACGAGGAACUGUCAAAAGGCAGCAGCGGGCUGGGUGGGGUGGGUGAGGGACCGCCCAUAUGGGUUCCUCAGGCGAAGUAUCCGGUUGAGGAAUGCCAGGCGGGGCACUUGUUCCAGGGGUUUGUUGGGUCCAAGGCGAGCCGGCAGCGGUGGGGCGACGCGUAUUUGAGGGUGCCUCAGAUGCACGGCAAUAAGAGAUGCAGGACUACUGUCUGGUACUCGUGAAGGGAUUUGCACGCGUUGGCACCGCCCAUCGGGGUUUGUGGUGGGGUUUUCUUACCGUUUUUUCCCCUUUCCAUUGCAGCGAUCGAUUUGCGAUGUCGGAAGCUUGCUUCCCCCCCGCCCCCCCCUUUUUUUUUUUCCGCUUCCCUUUCGUCUCCGUGAAACUUUUAUUCCACCUUGUGAUUGGAGCAAGAAACGAAGGAGAACGGAGCUGUGAUUCAUAAAGAGAUGUAUGCUUGGCUACUAAAUCAUGAAAGGAUUGUGGGACAAAUAAUGCUUGUUCUCUUGCGGCGUACUCAGCAAUUCUGUCUGCAA
Elaeis guineensis (African oil palm) is the source of this 1590-nucleotide messenger RNA. Its product is annotated as B-box zinc finger protein 20. Gene Ontology annotation, biological process: regulation of DNA-templated transcription; photomorphogenesis. Gene Ontology annotation, cellular component: nucleus. Gene Ontology annotation, molecular function: zinc ion binding. NCBI's taxonomy places the organism in Eukaryota, Viridiplantae, Streptophyta, Magnoliopsida, Arecales, Arecaceae. The record is from RefSeq and is a predicted model, not a curated record.